GAUGCUCUUAGGCACUCAAACAUACAUACCAUUCAUUCCAUUGAGAACUCAAACCCUAAUUUUGGAACCUCUACUCCACUCUGUCACCGUUGAAGUUUGAACUCUCACAUAGCUUCUGUUUCUUCGCAAACCAUCACUUAUUGUUAUUGUAGAGAAAUGGCGCUGGGUAACGAUGAGGAUGACCCAACUGCCAAUCGUAGGCAACGAUUGAUCGCCGGAACCCUAACAUUCCAACCACGGCCAGAGCUUCCAACUCUUCCUUUCGAUGUCUUACCUGAGAUUCUCUGCAGGCUUCCUGUGAAAUUACUCAUACAGCUUCGGUGCCUCUGUAAGUUCUUCAAUUCUUUAAUUUCUGAUCCCACUUUCGCAAAGAAACAUCUUCAAUUAUCAACUAAGCGCCACCACCUCGUGUUAACAAAUGAUGAGUUAGUUAUGUAUGAUUCCCCAAUUCCUUCGCUUUUUUCUACUUCUGCCGUUUUUACACAAACACAACUACACAUUUCUAGUACUCUCACAAAUGGACGUAUCUACGCCCCAACAUGCUCUUGUGAUGGCAUUUUUUUGGGCAUGCUCAAAGUUGGUUCUUAUUAUUUGUGGAACCCUUCCAUUAGGAAAUUUAAGUUAUUGCCUACCUUGGAAAAUCCACAUGAACAUGGUGCUAACUUUUGCAGCUUUGGGUACGAUCAUUUAAUUGAUAACUAUAAGGUCAUUGUUGUUUCUUCCAAAAAUAAAGUUAGUGUUAAUACUUUGGGGACUGAUUAUUGGACAAGAAUAGAGGACAUCCCAUAUUCUGACAACAUUUGUGGACAGGGAGUAUUUGUCAAUGGCACUGUUAAUUGGUUGGCAAGUGAUGAUUCAAAUAUUCUUUCGCUUGAUUUAAACAAGGAGUCAUAUCAACAUCUUUUGCUACCUGAUUCCGAAAAUGACUUAUGGAUCUUGCAUGUGGUGAGGGAUUGCCUUGGUCUCUUUGGAACUGGUGAUAUGUCUUUGGAUGUUUGGAUUAUGAAGGACUACGGAAAUAAAGAGUCUUGGACUAAAUUGUAUAGUGUUCCUAACAUGCAAGAUCGCGGUUUAGAAGCCUACGAUGCUUUAUACAUUUCUGAGGAUGACCAACUUUUGGUCGAUUGUAUUGAGAUUGAAAGUGGCAAUGAUAAGUUGGUUCUUUACGAUUCCAAAACUGGUACUUUGAAUAUUCCUGAGUUUCAAAACAACUAUGAACGGAUAUGCCCAAAUGUCUACAUUGAGAGUUUGAUAUCACCUUAAGCUGGGAUUCAACUGCAACAUAUAUAUGUAAAUGUAAAUCAUCAUAAACUAGUAAGCCGCUUCAACCAUCGUGUUGCUUUCUUCAUUCUAUCAACUGGGAAGAGUUUGCAUAAUGCAACUGGGAUCAUGAAGUUGUAGAGAAGAAUAAGCUUCAAUGAUAUUUUUUAAAGCAGCACCAAUGGCCACAAGUUUUCUGAGUCUCAGUUACAGAAGGUCCAUCUUUUAUAUUCUUUCAUGUUAUAUUGAUAGAAUAAUCCAAUGGCAAUGGUAAUGUUGAAGAAUCACUCAAUGCUACAUCAUCACCACCUUUAUUUUGUUGGCGCUCCUUCAUUUUUGCUACUUGCUACGUCAUCACCAAUGUAGUCAGGAACAAGUUCCUACGUAGGAUCGGUCGGCCGGUGAAAGAACGUAAACACGAGGAACGUAACACGGUUCGUAAGUAGGAUCGAUAGGUUGUCGAUAGAAUUGAGAGAAAUAUAUAGGGAAAAUAGAGGGAAAACGGGAGCCAAGCAUAAAAACAGAGAUAUUAGAGGAAAAACAGAGGAACCAAGCAAUAAAACAGAGAAAAACAGAGGAAAAACGGCAAAAAACAGAGCAAAACAGAGAAAACACGGUUCGUAAGUAGAACUGAAGCACGGUCGAGGUGCUGUGGCACGUAAGAUCGUGCGAUCCUACGUGCUGGGACUCGUUCCUGGCUACCUUGGUCAUCACCACCACUGACCUCUUACUGAUCAGAUCAUUUUCUGAGUCUCGUUCUUAAGAUCCUUCUCCAUAUGUUGGUCACAACUCACAAGAUAUAUUUUGAUUUUCUGCAAUCUGUAAUUAUUAUCAAUAAAUUCUAUAAAAUGUGAAAACUUAGAAAGUAUCAAAUUGAGUUGGAAUUGGAGUCAGUUGGAUUGAAAGGUAUUUUUUUUUUUUUUUUGUUGGGGAAAUUUAGAUUCUUGAUCAGAAACUUCAAGAAUAAAAUAGAAAGAAGUAAAAAAAAACUUCAAGAAUAAAAUAGAAAGAAGUAAAAAUCAAUGAAGUUUCAAUGAAAAUUUUCUCAAGAAAAUGCUGAGAAAGAAUUUAGUUGGUCGUCUCAGUUUUUGAUUCAGUUGGUCGUUUUGAUCUUGCUUGCGAUUCAACCUCCUUCAUCAAGUAAUUUUGAUCUUGCUUGAUCUUAUAUGUUAUUUCCAUUUUUUAUACUUUUCUCUUAAUUAUGAUUUCUAUCGAGAAAUUUUCUCAAGAAAAUGUUGAGCAAGUACAUCCCAUUCACUUCACAGAUCGUCUCAGUUUUUGAUUCAGUUGGUCGCUUUGAUCUUGCUUGCGAUUCGACCUCCUUCAUGUGAUUAGUAUGUGUCUUUUUAUUAGCUAAAUUGCUUUUAGUUUUUGAUUUGGUUGGUCAUUGCAAUUGCUUUCUGGUGUUUCAACCUUCGAGUUGUUUACAUAUUAGAUUUUGUUGUUUGAGAUUUUUUGAUUUGAUUGCUUUAUUUCAAAUGUGAAUAUUAAGAGUUUACAUAAGAGAGAAGGAAAGUAUAAGAGAGAAGGAAAGUAGGAACCUAUAUGUAGAUUGAGAAUAUGCAUCUAAUCAGUGGCUGGAGAAUGACUAUUGUUUUGUUGAAGAUUGGUCCCAACCUAAUGAGCAUAGUUUAGUUUUUGUUGUUACUGCCUACCUAAUGGUCUAGUUCUUAGAUCAGCUGAGUUUAAUUGUUUAUAUGAUUUAUGUUUUGCACUUUUUAUCUAAUUGUGUAGUA
Messenger RNA from Medicago truncatula (barrel medic), 2996 nucleotides. Its product is annotated as F-box/kelch-repeat protein At3g23880. Gene Ontology annotation, molecular function: protein binding. NCBI's taxonomy places the organism in Eukaryota, Viridiplantae, Streptophyta, Magnoliopsida, Fabales, Fabaceae. The record is from RefSeq and is a predicted model, not a curated record. The transcript is spliced from 2 exons. The coding region runs from base 157 to 1263 and encodes 368 amino acids.